CUUAUUUAUCUUGUUUAUACUCUUAAUUAUUUCAUUUAAUUAGAGUUGAACUUGUUGUUCUCAAUUUAAUCAAUGUGACAAUUAAUAAAUUACCAUUUAGGUGGACCCAUGAGAAGAUAAUUAUGACUGAUUCUCAUUUGUUAUCGUUUGGUUUGAUUAACGUCCCAUGGAUUUGACCCAAAGUGACCAUUGUUAUCGGUUGUAUUCCCUCUCUUGGUAAUCCCAGUCAUGAAGUUUCAGUUGAAAGAAUCAUGGAUUUAUCUCUAUCAAUGUUUCUCGUCAAUCCUAUUGUUGGAAUUGUAUCUUCUCGUUUCUAUCUUUCUCUCUUUUCUCUCUCAUAAUAAUUGAAAUCAUGGUAAUUUAAAUUACUACAAUACGAGCAUGAGCGUAAUCAGGGAAAAUGAGUGAGAUAGAGAAGAGAGAGAGAGAAAGAGAAAGAAAGAAAAGUAAGUGAAUGAGGGAGAGAAGAGAAAAAAACUCAAGGUUUCAGAGCCUGAGAAAGAUACUGAAGGUUUUAGCGAAGUAAAAACUGGUAAAUGGUAAAUCAGCUGAAUUGAGUUUUAUAUCUUUUCCAUUAACAAAUCAUUAUUAUCGCUGUUGAUUAUCAUCUAUUAUCAUUCGUUGGAUGUUAAUUGUGAUUCUAUUGCCUAGUUUUAUGUCGCCAAAUCUGCUAUAGUGUAACAACAAGUAUCUUUUUCAUAGGCAAAGAAGAUCAGUUUGAAAUUUUUCUUCUCUCUUCUUUUUCAAUUACCAAUUCUCUUCUCUCUCUCUCUCUCUCUCUCUCUCUUACCUACUUUUCAUCCAUCUCUCACUAGUACUCACUUUCUCACUUUCUCUCUGUGUCUGUGUGUGUCUCUUUCUCUCUUCUUCUUCUUCCUUUUCUUUACUAACCAGUCAGUUGUUGUGUUUUAAUUGUCAUCCAAUCAUUAUCCUUCUGGUGUUCACCUUUAAUCAUCUGCGAUCCUCAUUUUCAUCUACAAUUUGCCUGUUAAUUGAUUUUUUCAUCUUCUCUCUCAUUUCUCUGUCUAUCUCUCCAUCAUCCUCUUUCUUUUUUUUUCUUCUUCCACUAACAUAUAAGUUAUUCUCUUUCUGCCUUUCUCAGUAAUUCUCUCUUUUCGUUUCUUCUUCUACUCUGUCCUACUCUCUUUUCUCUCAUCGCUUUCCUCUUAUCAUCAUCAUCAACAACAAUAAUAACAGUAAAAGUAACAACAUCACACAGAGAAAAAGAGAGAGCGAAAAUCACCAUCAUUUAUACACAUAUUUAUAUUCAUCAUCUCCCAUCAGCUUCAUCCUUCAUUGUUGAUACAUUUCUCGACCUCGGAAUCACAACAACAACAACAUCUCUUCACAUCUUUACAUACAAUUAAUACCAUCUCUCUUUUUGGUCCUUGCAUUUUUAAUCAAUCUCAACAAUCAAAAUGGGAAAUGAAUCGUCUUUACCAAUGGAAAUGUGCUCUACUUUUGAUGCUGAUGAGAUCAAAAGACUUGGUAAACGUUUUAAAAAACUGGAUUUAGACAAUUCUGGGUCUCUCAGUGUGGAGGAAUUCAUGAUUCUACCUGAAUUACAACAGAAUCCGUUGGUUCAACGAGUAAUUGAUAUAUUUGAUACUGAUGGAAAUGGAGAGGUGGACUUCAAGGAAUUCAUUCAAGGAGUUUCACAAUUUAGUGUUAAAGGUGAUAAAGAGUCAAAAUUAAGAUUUGCAUUCCGAAUCUAUGAUAUGGAUAAUGAUGGUUUCAUCUCGAAUGGUGAAUUAUUUCAAGUACUUAAAAUGAUGGUUGGUAAUAAUUUGAAAGACACUCAAUUACAGCAAAUUGUGGACAAAACAAUUGUUUUCGCGGAUAAAGAUGAAGAUGGAAAAAUAUCUUUUGAAGAAUUUUGUGCGGUUGUAGGAAACACCGAUAUCCACAAAAAGAUGAUUGUAGAAGUUUGAUUGUCACACUAAUCAAAAUGCUUAAUGGAAUCAUGCUCAUGCUUAUUUUGGACCUUGGUUUUAUUCAUUUAUCAUUUGUAACAGACCAACAGAAGAAAAAUUUACAAAGAAAAAACGAUCUGGAUGUUUCCCGCUCCUCUUUUUUGAUCCUCUUCUUUUGCCAUCCUUAAUACGUUCUUUAAUGUGUUCUCUUUCACUUUCUCUUUUUUUUAUCGUUGUUCAACGAAAAUUGGAGGAGAAAAAGUUCUAAACAAAAACGAAAAACACUAAUCAAACCCAAAUAAACAUAAGCUGUGUACUACUA
Molecule: messenger RNA, 2235 nt
Organism: Panonychus citri (citrus red mite)
Lineage: Eukaryota; Metazoa; Arthropoda; Arachnida; Trombidiformes; Tetranychidae
Product: calcineurin subunit B type 2
Exons: 7
Coding region: 1419-1931 (170 amino acids)
Molecular function (GO): calcium ion binding; calcium-dependent protein serine/threonine phosphatase regulator activity
Source: RefSeq, a predicted model, not a curated record